Molecule: messenger RNA, 4663 nt
Organism: Cavia porcellus (domestic guinea pig)
Lineage: Eukaryota; Metazoa; Chordata; Mammalia; Rodentia; Caviidae
Product: zinc finger protein 780A
Exons: 6
Coding region: 171-2534 (787 amino acids)
Biological process (GO): regulation of DNA-templated transcription
Molecular function (GO): RNA polymerase II cis-regulatory region sequence-specific DNA binding; DNA-binding transcription factor activity, RNA polymerase II-specific
Source: RefSeq, a predicted model, not a curated record
GCUUCCGGUUUCCGGGGAUGGAGGACCAAUGUCUUAGUGGGGCGAGGCCUUCAGGUGAGAGGAAGGAGUCGUCUGAGGGAGGGGCUUCUGGCCACCCGCUGCGAGUGCGGGAGUUCCAGGAGAGGAAGACUAAAGAAGAUUAACCAACCAAUUUUUGUAAUUUUAAAAACAUGGUCCGUGGGUCAGUGACCUUCAGGGAUGUGGCCAUCCACUUCUGCCGGGAAGAAUGGGAGUGCCUGGACCCUGUUCAGAGAGACUUGUACAGAGAGGUGAUGUUGGAGAACUACAGCAACCUCAUUGCAGUGGGAAGUACCAUUUCUAAGCCAGAUGUGAUUGCUUUCCUAGAGCAAGAGAAAGAGCCCUGGAUAGGUGUGAGGAAGGAAACAAGCAGGCGAUGCCCAGGUAUUUAUUUUAUUUGCCUUUUGUUUUUGGAACCUUGUGAAGAUUAUGGAGCUGAGGAAAUACCUCCAGAAAAUUAUACUUCUGAAAUAAAUUUAUCUAAACAGGGUAUAAAGCAAAUAAGUAACACUCUUGGCCUUAGGUUUUGCAGUUCUAGAAGUGACUCAAAACACAAUUUUGAGAGACUAAAUGAUGGAUCUCAAGAAGAAUAUAUCAAUCAAAAGAUACUCAGCUAUGAGAAACAAAAGCCUGCUUAUACCAACUAUAUUCUUACACACAAUCCUGAUAAACUAUAUAAAUCUAAGAAAUGUGGGAAAUCCUUUAGUUGUCACUCAAAUCUUAUUCAACAUCAGAGUAUUCAUACUGGAGAGAAACCCUAUGAAUGUAAGCAAUGCGGGAAGGCCUUUAGACUUCGUAUACAUCUUACGCAACAUCAGAAAUUUCAUACUGGUGAGAAAUCUUUUGAAUGCAAGAAAUGUGGGAAAAGCUUUAAUCGUAAUUCAAACCUCAGUCAGCAUCAGAAGACUCAUACUGGUGAGAGACCCUUUGUAUGUAAAGAGUGUGGGAAGGCAUUUAGAUUUCCUUACCGUCUUAUCGAACAUCACAGAAGUCAUACUGGUGAGAAACCCUUUGAAUGUAAGGAAUGUGGGAAAGCUUUUAGAGUUCACUUGCAACUUUUUCGACAUCAGAAAACUCAUACUGGUGAGAAAUCCUUUGUAUGUAAGGAAUGUGGGAAGGAAUUUAGAUAUCAUUACCUACUGAUUGAACAUCACAGAAUUCAUACUGGUGAAAAGCCCUAUAAAUGUAGAGAAUGUGGGAAAGGUUUUAAUCGUGGUUCAAACCUCAGCCAGCAUCAGAAAAUUCAUUCCAGUGAGAAACCCUUUGUAUGUAAGGAGUGUGGGCAGGGCUUUAAAUAUCAUCACCAAUAUGUCGAGCAUCAUAGAGUUCAUACUGGUGAGAAGACUUAUAAAUGUAAGGAAUGUGGGAAGGUCUUUAUUCUUCUGACACAGUUUGUCCAACAUCAGAACAUUCAUACUGGUAAGAAGCCAUUUGAAUGUAAGGAAUGUGGGAAAACCUUCACUUGUGGCUCAAAUCUUGCUCAACAUCAAAAUAUUCAUGCUGGUAUGAAACCAUAUGAAUGUAAGGAAUGUGGGAAAAGCUUUAAUCGUAGUUCAAAUCUCAGUCAGCAUCAGAAGACUCAUACUGGUGAGAAACCCUUUGUAUGUAAGGAAUGUGGAAGGGCAUUUAGGUAUCACUACCGUCUAAUCGAACAUCACAGAAGUCACACUGGUGAGAAACCUCUUGAAUGUAAGGAAUGUGGGAAAGCUUUUAGAGUUCACCUGCAACUUUCUCGACAUCAGAAAACACAUACUGGUGAGAAAUCCUUUGCAUGUAAAGAAUGUGGGAAGGAAUUUAAAUAUCAGUACCGACUUAUUGAACAUCACAGAAGUCAUACUGGUGAGAAACCCUUUGAAUGUAAAGAAUGUGGGAAGACUUUCAGACUUCAUCUACAACUUUCUCGACAUCAGAAAACUCAUACUGAUGAGAAAUCCUUUGUUUGUGAGGAAUGUGGGAAGACCUUUAGAUAUCAUUACCGACUGACUGAACAUCACAGAAGUCAUACUGGUGAGAAACCCUUUGAAUGUAAAGAAUGUGGGAAGACUUUUAGACUUCAUCUACAACUUUCUCGACAUCAGAAAACACAUACUGGUGAAAAAUCCUUUGUAUGUAAGGAAUGUGGGAAGGCAUUUAGAUAUCAUCACCGACUUAUUGAACAUCAUAGAAUUCAUACUGGUGAGAAACCCUAUAAAUGUAGGGAGUGUGGAAAGGGCUUUAAUCGUGCUUCAAACCUCAGUCAGCAUCAGAAAAUUCAUUCUGGUGAGAAACCCUUUGUAUGUGAGGAAUGCGGGCAGGGCUUUAAAUAUCAUCACCAAUGUGUUGAACAUCACAGAAUUCAUACUGGUGAAAAACCUUAUGAAUGUAAGGAAUGUGGGAAGACUUUUAGACUUCACCUACAACUUUCUCGACAUCAGAAGAUUCAUACUGGUGAGAAUCCCGUUGAAUAUAAGGAAUGCGAGACUCCUUCAGACAUCAGUACUAGCUUACUGAGUAUUGGGGAAUUUAUACUAGUAUGAAAUCCUAUGAAUGUGAAGGGAAAUUGUUUUGAUACUUCAUAUCUUAUUCAGUAUUAGAAUAUUCAUAUUAGAGAGAAGCUCUUUGAAUAUGAGAAGAGUGAACAGCUUUUAGUCUUCCCACACAGCUUAAUCAUUAUAAUACUCUACAGGUGAGAAACUGAAUGAAAGAAAUGGGAAUCCUUUAAUGUGUCAAACCUUGUUUAGCAUCAGAGUAUUCAUAUUGGUAUGAAAUCAUAUCUGUGGGAAAGGACUUAAUCAAACCUUGGCAUCAGAAAAUUGAUACUAGUGAAAAACGUAAGGAAUGUGGGAAAGCUUUUAGAUAUCAAAGACUUACUGAACAUCACAGACUUGAUACUGGUGAGAAUCCCUAUGAAUAUAAAGAAUGUGAGGAACCCUUUAGACUUUUUAUCAAUUCAUACAGGUCUGGGACCCUAUCAUUAAGAAUUUGGGAAAGUUAGGGGCUGGGGGUUUAGCUCAGAGGCAUAAGCGCCUGCCUUGCAAGCAGGUAGUUGUGAGUUCGAUCCCCGGUACCAAUAAAAAGAAAAAAAGACAAAAAAAAAAAAAAAAAAAUACGGGCAAGUUUACUGUAAAUACUUCGUUUUGUUGACACCAAAAAUUCGUAAUGUCACGAGUCCUAUAAAUUUAUAGAGUGGAGAAGCCUCUGAAAAAUUUACUUAUCUGAGAAUUCAUAUUGACAAGGAAUUCUAUGUAUAAAAGAACAUGGGAAGAACUUUCACCAUGGCCUGGGAUUCGCUCAAUAUCAGAGUAUACAUGUGGCUGAGAAACACCUUAAGUACAAGAAUGGGGAGUUCGUAAUUAAAUUUCAGGUCCAGAGUAGAUACUGUUGAAGAAGUCCUUAAAUGUGAGGAAUAUAACCAAUUUAGUCCUCCUAUUGUAUCUUAUUCCCCAUGAGAUAUAAUAGAUAUGGUAAUUUCAUAAUCUUAGGAAAACCUUCCAAAUACUACGCACUAUAGUAUAUUUGAACUAUAGAAAAGUUACUGGAAGAAAUGUUUAAAAAGCUUUAUCUGAAGCACAUUAGUUUUUUAAUUUAAUUUUUUUUUUUUUUUUUUUUGUCUUUGAGACAGGGUCUCGCUAUAUGGUUCAGGCUGGCUUGGGCUCACUUUGUAGUCCAGGCUGGUCUCAAACUUGCCACAAUCUACCUGCCUCAGCCUCCCAAGGGCUGGGAUUAUAGGAGUAUGCCACCAUGCCCAACUUCACCUCUACACGUGACAUUUAAACUAGAGGUUUAUUUUCUUUUUGAAUUAUUUGUAAAGUAAUAAUAUCUAGUAGUACAAUUAUUAUAAAUAUAGUACAUGUGAUUUUUUUGUAAGUGCAUAUCGUACAAAACAAUGGAUUUCACUGAGUUUCAUACAUGAAAAUGAAAUGCUUUGAUUGUAUCUACCUCAAUAUUACACUUUUUAAUUGCCCUCUCCCUUGUUCUUCUUUUCCCUAAUUGCCCCCCUUCAGAGAAAAUAUAUCCUUUGAGUUUAUUUUGCUUAACAAUGAUUUCUAGUUCCAUCAAUUUUUAUUCAAAUGACAUUUCAUUCUUUAUGGUUGCAUGGUGUGUGUUAAUCCACUGAUGGUCACUUAGGCUGCUUCAAGAAUUUGAUGCAGGGAAUAAUCCCAUGACAAACAUUGAUAUGUGGUAUCUCUUUUGGACGUUGACUUUAACUCCUUUGGGUAUAUACCAGGAGUUAUAUAGAUGCAACAUAUAAUAGUUCUAUUUUUAUUUCUAAGGAACUUCUAUACAGUUUUAUCUAGUGACUUUAUAUACUCAUCAUUGUUGUAUAGGAGCCCCACAUAGCAGUCCUCAGUAGUAUGUAUAUUUUGUUCUCUAGAUGAUAGCCAUUCUGACUAGAAAAUCAGUGUAGUUUUUUAUUUUCAUUUCCAUGCUGGCUAAAGAUGUUGAACUUUAAAAAUAUGUAUUCCUUCCCACUACUUUUGAGAUGUGUAGCUCAUUUGCUUAUUUAUUGAAUGGAUUACUUGUUCUUUUGGUGUUAAACUUUUUGGAUUCUUUAUGCAUCCUAGAUUUUGUAUCAGAACAGCUGCCAAGGACUUUCUUCCAUUUUGUAGGCUACUCUGUUACUCUGUUAAUUGUUUUCUUUGCUGUAAUGAAGCAGCUAAUGUGA